CAUCAUCUCAGCCGUCUAUGUAAUUAGGGCUUGAUGUACCCAAGUCAUUUAAAACCCUAGUCGCCCCAAACUUCUCUCACUCUCUGCAACUUCUUGAGGCCGAAGCUCUAGGGUUUUGUUCAUCAGCCGCUUCGCAGAAAGAGCUGUCAAAAUGUAUACUGCCAAGAAGAAGAUCUCGAAAGACAAUGGGCUUGAUCCAUCGGAGUUUGAGGAGUCUGUUGCACAGGCAUUGUUUGAUUUGGAAAACACCAACCAGGAUCUUAAAAGUGACUUGAAAGACCUCUACAUUAACUCUGCUUCCCAAAUUGACAUUUCGAACCGCAAAGCUGUUGUCAUCCAUGUGCCCUAUAGGCUGAGGAAAGCUUUCCGCAAGAUUCAUCUUAAGCUGGUUAGGGAACUGGAGAAGAAGUUCAGUGGAAAGGAUGUGGUAGUUAUUGCCACCCGAAGGAUCUUGCGCCCACCAAAGAAGGGCUCUGCUGCUCAGAGGCCUCGCUCCCGUACACUAACAGCUGUGCACGAUGCUAUGCUUGAGGAUGUUGUUUAUCCUGCAGAGAUCGUUGGAAAGCGCAUUAGAUACAGAAUUGAUGGUUCAAAGAUUAUCAAGAUCUACUUGGAUCCAAAGGCACGUAAUGAUACCGAGUACAAGCUGGAGACAUUUGCUGGUGUUUACAGGAAGCUUUCUGGAAAGGACGUCGUGUUUGAGUACCCGAUGAACGAAGCUUAAGAAUUAUUUUGCUUCUUGUUUGCACUUUCAUCAGUUAAAGAUUUUAUGUAUUUGUGAUAAUUGUUAUUUCAAAUUUUGACCAAGAGAUUUGGAUCUUUGAUCCUCUUUUGCUUAGGAAAUGCAGGAAAACUCGGGUUGAAUUGCCUUUUAGACAUUAUCUAGAACCUUAUUCUGGGUUUUGUUGAUUUUGAACUGUGCAAAUCAAGUUUUUUUAAUCUGCUGUUGCUAUUGAA
This is a messenger RNA of Daucus carota subsp. sativus, 957 nucleotides long. RefSeq names its product small ribosomal subunit protein eS7. Gene Ontology annotation, biological process: rRNA processing; ribosomal small subunit biogenesis; translation. The coding region runs from base 152 to 724 and encodes 190 amino acids. The record is from RefSeq and is a predicted model, not a curated record. Gene Ontology annotation, cellular component: small-subunit processome; ribosome; 90S preribosome. Lineage: Eukaryota; Viridiplantae; Streptophyta; Magnoliopsida; Apiales; Apiaceae. Gene Ontology annotation, molecular function: structural constituent of ribosome. The transcript has 6 exons.